UUGGAAUUUCCUACAAAUUUCUAACGAUUAUUCUUAUAAACGCCUGCACGUUUUAAGCAAUCUUGCUUGCUCACUUUCACGUUGUUCAUGCCACGAUGCUUAUUGUUUCAAAAAUGGGCUGUUGAAAUAGUUAACGAUCUAAAUGUAUAUGAGAUCCAAAGUAAAAUAAUUCAUUUGUCCAUUGUAGCAUUUUAUAAUGGACUGGAGGCCGUUUCUCUAUGGCGGCUUAGCCUCAAUGACUGCGGAAGUAGCAACAUUUCCCAUUGACACAACAAAAACAAGACUUCAACUCCAAGGGCAACACAUUGAUAUCACUAAUAAAAAGAUAAGAUACCGGGGAAUGCUGGAUGCAUUUGUUACAAUAUCUAAAGAAGAAGGUGGUAAAGCUCUUUAUUGUGGUGUUGCCCCAGCUUUAUUAAGACAAGCAACAUAUGGAACAAUAAAGAUAGGAAUGUAUCAUGGAAUCAAAAGGAUUAUUGUGAAAGACCCAAAAGAUGAGAAAUUUUACUACAACAUUUUAUGUGGUGUGGUGUCAGGUGCAGUCGCUGCUGCCUUGUGUAAUCCAACAGAUUUACUUAAAGUUCGCAUGCAAGCUCAGAGUAGUGAUUUUAUUCUUAAGAAAGGAAUGGUUUGUUCAUUUGCAGAAAUUCUUCAAAAUGAAGGAUUAUCGGGGCUUUAUAGGGGUGUGAUUCCAAAUGCCCAGCGAGCUGCUGUUGUUGCUGGAGUAGAAUUAGCAGUUUAUGAUUGGUGUAAGAAGAAAAUAUUGGACAAUGGUCUUUUGCAAGAUAACAUGCUUACCCAUUUUCUCUCCAGCUUUGGUGCUGGUUUUGCAGGCGCUGUUGCAUCGAAUCCAAUUGAUGUAGUUAAGACAAGAUUAAUGAACCAACGAAAGUUAAAACAGAACGAUACUAGUGAAGCACAGAUUUAUAAAAACUCUCUAGAUUGUAUUAUGAUGACAUUAAGAACCGAAGGAUUUCUCGCAUUGUAUCGUGGUUUCAUUCCAAAUUUUGUUCGUCUUUGUCCUUGGAACAUUGUUUUUUUUAUGUCUUUUGAACAGUAUAAGACUUUAGGUGAUAAACUUUUGUGAGCUGAAAUUUCUGGAAUUCUUAAAUAGAAAGUACUGAUUAAAGUUAGCUUUCUGCAUUAUUGUAUGAAUUUAUUUAUGACAAACAUUACAUCUUUGAAAUCUUGAAAUUAUGGCAAAUUAAUUACGAUGCAAUUUAUUAAAGAUCUUAGAAAUUGUAAA
Xenia sp. Carnegie-2017 is the source of this 1246-nucleotide messenger RNA. Its product is annotated as kidney mitochondrial carrier protein 1-like. The transcript has 10 exons. The coding region runs from base 197 to 1087 and encodes 296 amino acids. Gene Ontology annotation, biological process: mitochondrial transport. The record is from RefSeq and is a predicted model, not a curated record. Gene Ontology annotation, cellular component: mitochondrial membrane. Lineage: Eukaryota; Metazoa; Cnidaria; Anthozoa; Malacalcyonacea; Xeniidae.